Cokeromyces recurvatus is the source of this 2519-nucleotide messenger RNA. RefSeq lists its product as uncharacterized. The transcript is spliced from 3 exons. The record is from RefSeq and is a predicted model, not a curated record. Bases 433 to 2319 code for a protein of 628 amino acids. NCBI's taxonomy places the organism in Eukaryota, Fungi, Mucoromycota, Mucoromycetes, Mucorales, Mucoraceae.
UUCUUCUUCUCUCUUUUUAUAUAUUACGAAAUAAAAAAAAAUAAAAAAAGAAAAGAAAAUUUCUUUAAAUAAGCAGACUUUAUAUACAUGGAAUUUAUAUGUAUAUUUAAAGAAAACGAUCAAAUACGACUUAGUUAAUGCUUUUUAAUUUAUGUAAUAAUAUUUGGAAAUUUAUAUCGAAUUUCAACAAGUAACGAACUUAUUAACAAUCGAACUUAUUUAACACUCACUACCAUUAUAACCCCAUUCUUAUUUAAAACAAAACAAAAAAGGCUCAUUUUUAUAACAACUACAACUUUGUAAUUUUUAUUUAACUUUAACCCAAUUUUACCUCUAACCCAAAAUCUAAAUAACCACCCCAUAUAUCUACUAUUUUAUUUUAUUAUUUUAUUUUAUUUUUAUCUUCUUUUAUUUUUGUUAACGAAAAGAAAAAUGGAUUUCUGUACAACUACUACUCAUUCAAUGGAUAAUAUUCCAUACUCACCAACUUCUUUAUCUCUUGAAGAUCUCAUUAAUGCCCCUGCAAAAGCUGAAUCUCUUUUAGAAUUAUUAACUCCUGACCAAAUUUCAGCUAUUGAGCGAACAUUGGGUAAGGUUAAAAGAAGAAGACUUAAUAAAGCAGCUGAAAUGAAUAAAUCAUUUUCACCUUUGGUCAAUCCUAAAAAUAAUGCCUCAACCAACACUAGUAAUGCGUCGGCAUCUGCUACAACUAACAGCACGACCACUAUUUCUUCUUCUUCAUCACCAUCUACCCCGCCCCCUGUUCUGAAACAUGUGUCCACAAAUAACUCCUCAUCUCCGAAUGAACCUAUCACUGAAGUAAAGGAUGGCGUUGAAUGGGUCUCCUUUGUAUAUUCGCAUAAUCGUACCUUAAAACGUUAUUCUAUCCGUACUGAUAUUAAUUCAGUCGAUCCAUCUCUUGUCUGUGAUAAGUUUAAGAGUGAAAAUUGUGUUUAUCCCCGAGCAAAUUUACCAAAAGAAGAAUAUCAUGGUAAUAGAUGGGCUUACGAAACAGAAUGCAAUAACCUUGGAUGGAAAUUGGCUUGGCUUAAUAAAGAAGAGAUUGCUGGUAAACGAGGAUUAAUUCAACGCGCUGUUGAUUCGUAUCGUAACCGUUACCCUAGUAUGCGAUCCCGUCGUGUGGCUCGACAAGAGAAAUUAUUAAACGGUACACUUCGUAAACGUAAACAUCGUGAAAAUGAUGAACCAUCCUCGUUUGAUUCUUCUGAUAUGGCUUCAUCUUUAUCUGGUGUAACUAUUCAGUCAUCCCAUCAUCCUAAAACAAUUGCUAUUGAAGAUGCAAAUCAUCAACGUUUUCGUAUUAAAAUUAAUGUUGAGUCCGUUGAUCUUGAAGAAAUUAAUAUUGAGUUUCGUAAAGCGAAUUGUCCCUUUCCUCGUGUCAUGAAUAUUCCCAGGCCUGCUGUCAAUAAUGCUCGUUGGUUAGAAGAAACUAUGUGUAAUGAAUUAGCUUGGAAACUGGCAUGGUUAAAUCCUAGACAUUUAGCGGGUAAAAAGAAUAUGCUUCAACGUGCACUUGAUAUCUACCGUUCUAAAUUUAUGCCUUCACUUUUACCUCGUAAAAAUUCAAAUCGAGUGGCUCCUAUCCCUCCUCCCUCUUUGACAGAUACUGUGAAUCCACAAGCUUCACUCAUGGACUUGCUUCCUUCAACUAAUACGCUUAAUAAUAUAGCAAAUGCUUCAUCUACUGCUACUCAUGUAGAUGCCAUACCUAGUCCAACUGAAACCUCACCCGCUAGUCCUCUUACAGCAGUUAUGAAUCCUACUAUCACUGUUAGUACAGGUAUUCCAUUGACUGCUGAUGCUUUGUCUGCCCAAAAUGCUUUAUUUGAAAAGAUGAACCCUACUGUUGCUUCACCUGCAAUGUCAAAUAUGAGUGGAACCACAGAGUCCCUUGAUUUUGCUGAUUGCUUCUCGCUGGCCGAUGAAGAUACAAAAGAGGAUUCUACGUCUAGUGUAGAUGCUGCGGCUGCUGCCAUAUUUUGUGACAUGCUUUUGCAAGAACCUAUGUCUUUAUUUAGUGUUAACAAAGAAGACAGUAGCAACAAUUUAAACCAUAAUUCUUGUAGAAACUCUACUAGCUCUUACUCUUCUGAUAGUACUGCUUGUACUCCUAGUCCUACCAUGCCUGCAGAUCCCUUUACAGUAGAUUUAUUUGAACAAUUUAUGUUACCUACAGAUAAUCCAUUUUAUAGUAUGAUGGAUCAUAACGCAACCGUCUCUGAUCUAUCUAAAUUGUAUAAUACUACUAUUGAAGAUAAUCUUGCUACUGCAGCUAAUUUGUUGGACCCUCUUUUUUAAUAUAUUUAUUCUUUUCAAUUUGUUUGUAUCCUUAUAACUUGUAAAUAGUCGUCUAUCUUCUCUUUCCCUUCCAUAAAAAAAUUUUUUUUUUUUUUGUAAAUUCCCAUGCAUCUAUUUCUUCAUUACAUUUAUUUUGGCAAGAAAAAAAAAUAAUAUUAUUUAUUCUAUAAAUUUAUACAAUGUAACAGCAAAAAAAAAAA